Paramecium sonneborni is the source of this 327-nucleotide messenger RNA. Lineage: Eukaryota; Ciliophora; Oligohymenophorea; Peniculida; Parameciidae. The record is from the annotation of a GenBank genome assembly.
AUGAUUUAAAUUGGAGUUUUUUAUUAAUGCACUAAUUUAACAACAGGACUAAUGACAUACAAUCAAAAUCUAAAGGAAAUAAAUUCAUAAUUGUAAAGUGAGACCAAAGGAUUAUAAGAAAGUGUUGCAAAACUACACUAUUCAUUUGAAGAAACAGUGUUCAAAAUUAAUAAAUUAUAGAGCUAAGUAUUUGAAUUAGAGCAAUAAUUAUUAUAAUAAAGAUCAAAAACAGUGAUUGAAUAAAAAAAAGCGCAAGUUGCUAAUUAUAAUUCAGAAAGAGAAAGAACUUUAAAUGAACUUAGAAAUUCAUUAUAAUAACUUAUAUGA